AUGCGCCUGUUGCGGCGAAUGAACCUCACCGCCUUCAACGAGUGGUGGGAAGACUUGGACUUGGCCGAGAUUUAUCUUCUCUACAUCGCCGGGGGGAUGUACUGGGGCACCUGCUAUGGCACCUAUUGCAGACGUGCCAAGUUGGCCACUCCAGAGUCUGAUUUCUUGUUGGUUUCCAUCUACCACGUGGAUGAGGAGAAGAAGAAGCGCUUCGAGGGCUCCUGGAGCGACCAAGCACGGCUCUGUCAGCGUCAAGCAGGUUACGAGUGGACCAAGACCUUCAAGGCGAUCGAGUGGUCAGAGUCGCCCUUUCACUACAUCACCUUCCGGAUGUGGAACGAGUCCUCCAGCUACCUGAGGAUGGUCCAGUUCAAUCCCACCUGGAAGGAGCUGGUGAAAAGACUCCAGGAGGUUUGCGCAUCUCAGCAGGACACGGUCUAUCGGGUCCUUGUGGACGACUCGGUGAAGCGUAUCAUCGAGUGA
Durusdinium trenchii is the source of this 483-nucleotide messenger RNA. The record is from the annotation of a GenBank genome assembly. Lineage: Eukaryota; Dinophyceae; Suessiales; Symbiodiniaceae.